This is a messenger RNA of Oryctolagus cuniculus (rabbit), 6915 nucleotides long. NCBI's taxonomy places the organism in Eukaryota, Metazoa, Chordata, Mammalia, Lagomorpha, Leporidae. The record is from RefSeq and is a predicted model, not a curated record.
CCCGUAGGUGAGUUCGUGCCUUUUUUAUCGAAGGACUGGAAACACAGGACAUGCUUUGAGUUUUGGGAGGACGAGGCUCCCUCUGGCGGGGUGCGCGGAUCACCAGCCCGCAGGAGGAGCGUGGGGCGCUGGCGCCCCUCCCUCACCUGGUCACGUGAGCAAGCCCCUGCUCCUCAACCUGGACUCUCACAGGCACCGCAUUCCCGGAAGCAGCCGACGUCCCACGCCUUGUGUGUGCUAACUCGCUCUGCCAGGGCCCACGCACCUUUCCCUUGGUUUUCCGUGGAGGCAGGUGUCACUGAUUGACAGACCUGAUCACUCACUCUUUGAUGCAGUAAACACUGAUUCAACAGGGACCUCUGCCCAGGCGUGGCGUGUGCACAGCAGGGCUGCCUGGGGUCACGCCAGCCGCCACACCCCUCCUCCGCGUCUCCACGCUCCUAAUGAACCCGGCUGACUCAGGUCCCACUUCUGGGAACCAGAAAGGAGAACGGUGCGCACUUCGCAGAUUUCAGUACUUGGAAACGUGUACUUGGUACACGUCUGAACAGGAUCCAGUCGGGACUGCGGGCGGUGAGCAAUGUGAGUCCUGCUGAAGUGGACGUGACAGUUAAAUGCAGCUCAGAGCACACAGGGCCUGGGAAUGUUCAGCACAAACUGGAGGAGAGCUGGGGCCCGGACAAACUGAGGUCUGCCACAGGAGCUUCCUGCCCCGAGUGGAUCUGCACCCAGGUCGGCCAGGGGAGACACCUGCUGCGUAUGAAGGACACAACAGCAGUUCUGCAAGUGGGUUCUAGUCAUCUCUCCAGGGAGACUGCAACGGCCUCCUUGCCUCUGACUACUCGUGGAAUCCUACUGUUCGGGGCCACUGCAGAUCCGCGGGAUCGGGAGCAGAGCAGGCUGUCCACACAGACCCAGCACCGGCCUUGCCUCAGCUGAGCAGUCAACAUGGCCACAAUGCGACUCAGCUACCUGGAUGUGACCACUUCCCACAAUGCCCUUUUCUGUCCUGGGACCCCACCAGGCCCAUCUGGUCAGUUCCUGGCUCUUGCCUGCUCUUUUAUGAUCAGUGGCUUCAUACAAAGACCCUCAGUUGAGGUCUGAUGUCUCCUGAUGCCUAGACAGCCAGGAAGGCCACUGCUGAGGGCAUGCCUGCCCACAAAGGGUUCCACACCAACAGGCCACGUGUUCACUUUUCACAACCGUGAGGUCAAGGUGGCACCUGAUGGGUGUGUGAGGGUACACUCGGUCCAGCCACCACUUGGGACGCCUGCAUUGCCUAUCGGAGCGCCUGGUUCUAGUCUCGGCUACUCCACCUCUGAUCUAGCUUCUUGCUGAUGCACAUCUCGGGAGGCACAGAUGAUGGCCCUAGUAUGUGCAGGGGCCCUACCACCCAUGUGGGAGCCCCAGAUGGAGCUCCAGGCUCCUGGCUUCCGCCUGGUCCAGCCCCAGCUGUGGGGGGCAUUUGCGGAGUGAACCAGUGGACGGAAGACCUCCCUCCGUUUCUCUUAAAAAAAAAAAAAAAAAAAAGAUGGUACCUACUGGGUGUCUGCACUUUCACUUGUUUGUCCCUCUGUAAUUAACCGAUUUCUUGAAGAAGAUACUGUUGUUGUUUUUUUUAAUAUUUAUUUAUUUAUAUGAAAGUCUGAGUUACAGAGAGGAGAGGCAGAGAGAGAGAAAAACAGAGGUCUUCCAUUCACUGGUUCACUCCCCAAUUGGCCACAAUGGCCAGAGCUGCGCCAUCUGAAGCCAGGAGCCAAGAGCUUCUUCCAGGUCUCCCAUGUGGUUGCAGGAGCCCAAGCACUUGGGCUAUCUUCUACUGCUCUCCCAGGCCAUAGCAGAGAGCUGGAUUGGAAGUGGGGCAGCCAGGACUUGAACUGGCGCCCACACGGGAUGCCGGCGCUGCAGGUGACAGCUUUACCCACUACACCACAGCGCCGGCCCCCAGAAGACACUUUCAGACAGCACGAACGUCCUGCUUCUUCAACACUCUGCCCACCAAGUGCAGACUCUCGCCAACAGCACUGCAGGGGCGGAGCUGGGCUGGCACCUUCCUGCCCCCUGGGUCCUUCACGUCCAUCGCUGGGAUUCUCCCCAAAGGGGCUUUCCCUCUGUGUGUCAGUACAGACUGGGUGGACAGUUCCUUUAUUCUUUAGUUAUAACAUGAUUGUUAGGUGUUUUGCUCAAUUUCUGUCAAUUCUGGCCACUGGGAGCUCGCUCAGGAUGAUUCCCGGUUCAUCUUAUGUAGGAGCCCCUGAUUUCCUCGCCUCGCCAGGGCUCCAGACACAUCCGGGGAGGGAGGAGAUGGCCACCCUCUCCAUCCCCAGCCUUUCACAGCAGCUGACCUGUUCCCCGCCCUGUGGGUUCAUGGCUCCCAGCUCUCAGGUAAGCAGAAUCAGGGAGCCCCUGAGCUGGCCUCUGCACAGCCAGGUGCACUUCUACCUCCCCCAGCUCCCUGGGGUACGUGUGCUGGAAGCCAACCCAAUUCCCGCAGAAGGACACUGGCUGUUUCUGGUUUGCGGCAGUACGACAGGGAUGCCAUAAACAUCUGUGGGCAGGCAUCUGGUUAGCUUUGUGAGAAACGGCCAUGCUGCGCUCUGUGUGACGUCUGCACCGGGUUUCUGCAUGGCCGUGUUCUGGACGUGGGCCACUGAACAGGCAUGUCGGGAGUGUCACCGUGGCUGCCGCUGCAGUCCCCUAAGGAAGAGGGUGUCUUCAUACGCUUCCGUGACAGCUGCACGUCUCUGGUGCUGUCAGUUCAGAAGCUGGGUUGUUUUCCUGCUGGAUUUGAGGGGUGCUCAGGCAUCACGGAAACCAGUCCUACAGCUGCGGUGUGACCUGCAAAUUUCUUCUCCCAGUGGCUGGCCUUCCAAUGUCUUUGCAGCAUUUUUCACAGAGCAAACCUUCAGAGACUGUUAACUCCCAAUGGCCGCUUCCUGUCCUCACGGAUCAUGCCUUUGACCCCUGGUCCACCCAACCCAAGGCCACGCAUGCUCCCUCCCGCGCCCUGCUCUACGAGGCCACGCGUGCUCCCUCCCGCGCCCUGCUCUACGAGGCCACAUGUGCUCCCUCCCGCGCCCUGCUCUACGAGGCCACGCGUGCUCCCUCCCGCGCCCUGCUCUACGAGGCCACGCGUGCUCCCUCCCGCGUCCUGCUCUACGAGGCCACGCGUGCUCCCUCCCGCGCCCUGCUCUACGAGGCCACGCGUGCUCCCUCCCGCGCCCUGCUCUACAAGGCCACGCGUGCUCCCUCCCGCGUCCUGCUCUACAAGGCCACACGUGCUCCCUCCCGCGCCCUGCUCUACGAGGCCACGCGUGCUCCCUCCCGCGCCCUGCUCUACGAGGCCACGCGUGCUCCCUCCCGCGCCCUGCUCUACGAGGCCACGCGUGCUCCCUCCCGCGCCCUGCUCUACGAGGCCACGCGUGCUCCCUCCCGCGCCCUGCUCUACGAGGCCACGCGUGCUCCCUCCCGCGUCCUGCUCUACGAGGCCACGCGUGCUCCCUCCCGCGUCCUGCUCUACGAGGCCACGCGUGCUCCCUCCCGCGCCCUGCUCUACGAGGCCACGCGUGCUCCCUCCCGCGUCCUGCUCUACGAGGCCACACGUGCUCCCUCCUGCGCCCUGCUCUACGAGGCCACGUGUGCUCCUUCCCAUGUUUGACUUGCUUUACAAGCUGACAGUUCUCCAUGCAGGUUGAUGACUGGUCUUUACAAGCGGUGAGGGCUGAGCUGCUGCUGCUGCUGCUGGGUGCCCCGUUGUAGGACCUCCCUGGAAAAGGCGGGGGCCCUGUGGCUCCUGUUCUGGGCUCCGUGUCCGCCUUUGACAACGACACACGUCACAGUUAUUGUUUUACUCUAAGAAGUCUUGAAAUUGGCAAUGUGCUUUUCAACUUUGUUUUUUUCGAAACUGCUGUCAGUUCUAGUUCCCUUGCCUCCUUACGUAAGCUUUAGGAUCAGCUUCUCACUGUUCAGCACCACCACGUCUCUCCGUCUGUUACCCGUUUGUGUCUUCAAGUUUCUCCAUGAGCGCCCCCCACUUCCCAGCACACAGACUCUGCGUCUAUCUUUCCUCAGAGGCAUACUCAAGUAUUUCACUCUUCCUGGUUAUUGUGAGUGGUGUUUCACAUCUUUUCGUAUCCAAUUAUUCAGUGCUAGUGUAUUGGAUUAGAAGUGACUUGGACCUUUUUCCCCUUUUAAUAAGGUUUUAUUAAACCUUCUUGAACUUACCAGAGGAGGGUUUUGUUUUGUUUUGGUGGACUCCUUGUGGAUUUUCUGUAUGCACAAUUAUGUCACCUGCCGAGAUAUUUCUAUCUCCUCCUAAUUUCCAAGGCUUUAAUUUCCAUUUCUUGCCUUAAUAACUGUUGUUUUUAAAGUUAUACAGACACACAUUUCAAAAGAUAACAUAAUUUUGAGAACAUUCUAGAGAAAACAGAAGAUGCUACAGUAGUCCUGGAAGUCCGUGCCCACCAGUCCCAAGGCUGCGUGAAUGAUCUGACAUCCCAGAGACGUGCUCUCUUCAAGCAGCAGAGCCACAGCCACUGCCUCUGUAACCACAGCACAGUCAAGCCUAUGGACCGGAAACCAAUUCCUGCCACGGUCUACGACACGCCAGGACCAUGUGUGCUGCUGGCCAGGCCAGCCCGGAGCGCAGACACACAGUGCUGUAAGGCCAGGGAGACACCUGCAGCCAGGAGAGGUGAGUGUGUUGGCUCCGCCCCACGUGACUGAGCUCAUCGUGGGCCGGGGACAGUGACUCAGAGCAGAAGCUGAGCUCCCGACGAGGAACGUCAACACAGCUGCCGACGCACAGCUUUCCGUGAGAAGAAGGAAAUGCCGCUUCGGAAAUGGAUCACUCCCUCCUCGUCCUUCUGUCCAACACUGACCCGACACAGGCUGUGUGCAGGCGCGGUGUGUUAGAGUACUGAACAGUGGUGUGAGCUCAGGAUGGCUGACCCCAGGCAUGACGUCCACAAGGACUCGCGGACCACACAGACGCAUGGCAAGACGCACACUGAAGACGGGACACUACAUGCCACGUGCUCCCUGCCAUUCAGAGCCUCCGGCACACAGCAGCAGUGCAGUUCUGACCACGUCCGUGCCGUGUGCUCUACCACGGCCAGUCACCACGAAGGCCAUGGUUUCUUCUCCUGCCCAGAAGGCAGACUUGCUGAGAGCAGCUAAACUUCUGCCUUUACUCGCCUGGACAGAACCUUCCAGAGACAGAUGAGGGUCUCGGCACCCGAGCCUGGGCUGAGCCUAGGCAGGACGCACAGGGCUGGGUCCCCAGGGCCUUGGCCCAGUGCUCAGCGGGACGGCAGAGCUUCACUCAGUGAAGACAACUCCACUCUAUCAGCUUUAGAGUCUGAGUACGUCACAGCUCCUUUGUUUUCAAAGGGCCUGAAGCAUGCUGGACUUUUUAUAAAAGAGAUACUAAAAAGGUACAAGGCAUAGGGUUUGGGGUAUUGAAGAGGAACUUAGAGAAAAUGAGCUACUGAGUUCUUGUCAAAAAAUUGAGAAACAGUGUCCCGCCCUCAGGCGGCUGAGUCUCCACCGUCACCCCUUCAACGGAGACAGCAACUCGGUGGCUCUGACGAGGGGCCGGGCCCGCCUGCCUUGCUGCCUCUGUGGCCACAAACACCUGCUCAUUGCUACAGUAACUCAGACAGGCGGGAAGAUGAGUACAACCUAAACCCUUAACCCCCACACCCACCGUCUGUGUCUGCCGUGUGGCUGCUGCUGCGCCAGCCCUAACACCUGCGUCCGUCCCCUGGGCCAGGACAGCUCGUCUGGUCUCACGUUCCUAUAGGAGAACGGAUCCCCCGCAGUGGCGAUGCGGCCUUCGAGAGCGCUUGUCUCUGGAUGUGAGGUGUGUGCGAGCUGUCACGACGGUGCCUCGCUUUGGGUGUCUGGUGCACUCUGCUUCACGCUAUCACAAUGGUUUAGCACCGAAGGCUAUUAAACGGAAAAGCCUGUUUUCCUCUUGUAAUACAUGUAAUGUAUGGUGACUUCUCCUGGUAGUCAUAGGAUAUUAUCACCAUGACAACAAUGUUUAUGUCUUAUUUUAUACUACAAGGUAAAACAGAUUAAAAGGCAGUAUGGCUUUCUGCAUUUUCUCCAGGAACUUUGACAUCUGUAUUCCACCAGGCCCCGAAGUCAUCGAGUGGUGACUGUCAGGGGACUUCAACGCCUGAGCCCUCUCUUCCCGGUGCCACACUGGGCGGCUCUGGGCAUGGAGCCGACACCCUCCGAGCAGCAGGCGUGACCCUAACUGCAGCGGAGGUGGUGGGGUUUGUGCUCCGAGUGGGCUCGGGAACGCUGGCCUGUGCGAAGUCCCACAGUCUGCCUCUGGACACAUGACCUCUCGUCCGCUUGUGGUCUUGUACUUCCUGUCCCAAAAUAGGCUUCCAUAGAGACGGUGAUAAACCAAGGCCUCCUUCAGGAACACUUCAGUCUUCAGAGUUUCAUGCUGACCGACUGAAUCUUCUGCAGGUCUGGGUUCAUGGGACUCCCUGGGGCAGGUGUUCUCAGGGCUCUCAGGAACAGAAAUGCACUGUCCACUGAGCGAAGACCCCGGCAGUGGGUCCUCAGGUCCUGCUGCGGGGCGUGCUGGGCAUGCAGCCCAGGCACCAGGGGUCCCUCUACGUAGUUCACUGAAGCCCACCGACGCCUGCAGCCCACUUUAUUCUGAUCUGAGCACAGCACCAGGGCGUCACUGCUGGCGCUAGAGAGCCGUUUUUCUCCCGGGGGGAAGGCCCUUUAGAAAUUUAACGCGAAAGGAAAUCGCCAAAAGUAAUGAGGAUAAACAGAAAGCAUCUGGAUGCAGACAAUAAUUGUCCAAAAACCCACCAAAGCCCAGCACGCGCAGGGUGCUCCCCGCCGGCGGCUGUGGCAGAACACGGCGCCUGCUGGGUGCCUACC